Messenger RNA from Laetiporus sulphureus 93-53, 697 nucleotides. RefSeq lists its product as uncharacterized. The transcript has 2 exons. The coding region runs from base 128 to 550 and encodes 140 amino acids. The record is from RefSeq and is a predicted model, not a curated record. Lineage: Eukaryota; Fungi; Basidiomycota; Agaricomycetes; Polyporales; Laetiporaceae.
AGCGGUCGAGUCGCGUGGAGCACCGUUCUGGUCUUGAUGGUGGCGAGUCUCCGUGGACCUGUUUGGGAGCUGCACCAGCGGUCACCUCUCCGGGAAUCGCACGCGUGAACCCGUGAACCACGCGUGGAUGGAAGUAAAAUUAAUUAUCGGGAUGCUUGUGGUUGCGACCCGCUCGGAGAGCUGUUGUACGCCUAUCGCUCCUCUACGACGACUCGAGUGUAUGCACGGUCAGGAGGGCCUUGCUGCCGAUCUUCAGGUCCUUCAGACGACAAUUCAUUCACUGACGGUCGACAGCAACGCACUCAGGAACACCUCGGACCGAUCUCACGAAGUCGCCUAUCAUCACGCCCAUCAAAAAGCGUCCGUCGGAAUAGAGUUGGCUUGGCUGAGACCGGUGUGGUUCCCGCAACGUAAGCGAUGUGGGAAGCUUCCCGGGACGGGUCGUUCCUGGAUCACCGCCUCGUCGCAGGUCUCAACGUCAACGCUCCAGAGGCUCGAUGUUCAUGGCUCGAGGCUAGAUCAGAACAGGUCCACGAGAGAUAGAAGAUAGUUCAUGCAGGAUUCCCGGCGAAGGCUCGAAGUCCUCGGGACGAUUGGUAAACUUGCCGGUAUAGGGCCUGUGUACCUGUUGCUUUCGAACUAACAUGGCGCGAAUCCCGAAUCCUUUCCUAUAUUUCGAGACUGGACGCAUUUGACU